Messenger RNA from Etheostoma cragini (Arkansas darter), 1050 nucleotides. RefSeq names its product ferredoxin 1 (gene fdx1). Bases 382 to 885 code for a protein of 167 amino acids. The transcript has 4 exons. Gene Ontology annotation, biological process: P450-containing electron transport chain; positive regulation of oxidoreductase activity. Lineage: Eukaryota; Metazoa; Chordata; Actinopteri; Perciformes; Percidae. Gene Ontology annotation, cellular component: mitochondrion. The record is from RefSeq and is a predicted model, not a curated record. Gene Ontology annotation, molecular function: 2 iron, 2 sulfur cluster binding.
UCUUACUAGGAGGUACAUGGGUCUCAUGUUGUUGCUCAUGACUAGCUACAUAAACCCUGGCAGUUUGAAUGCAGCAAUAGUAUCUGCCUGCUCCGUGUUUAGUAGCGGAUCAUCCCUUUCACUUCAUUAAUUUGGGAUCUGAGACAACGAGCACCUGCCAUAGGUGAACUUGCACGUGACGUUACGCAAUGAACGUUACAGUGACAGAGUGACUUCUCGCAGCUAAAACAAGCUAGCUUAGCUCACUAGCUCAGUGGGCUAAGUCAAACUUCUUUGGGUUUCUCCCCCUUGAGAAGCAAAGUGGACUGUGUCUGCGUGUCCAACAGCUCGGAUAUUUCACUAGCUCCUUAUCAACUUCGUGUCUGUAGCUAGCUACUUCAAAUGGCUUUAGUAACCGCGUUAAGAAGACUGGCUCACAUCCGGUUACGAGAAUAUUCCUGGAGGACGGCGGCAGUAACUUCGAGUGUUGGAGCCAGGCUGACUGGUCAGAGGAGUUUUACCACCGGCACACAGUCUCUAAGGUCAGACAACAAGGUGACUGUCCACUUCAUCAAUCGUGACGGGGAGAAGGUCACAGCAAAGGGGUCGCCGGGAGACUCACUGCUGGAUAUUGUCAUCAAUGAAGAUCUUGACUUUGAUGGCUUUGGGGCGUGUGAGGGAACCUUGGCGUGCUCCACAUGCCAUCUGAUCUUUGACGAGGACGUCUACAAGAGUCUGGGGCCAGUCACAGACGAGGAGAUGGACAUGCUAGAUUUAGCCUACGGCUUGACUGACACAUCUCGCCUGGGUUGCCAGAUCUGUCUGACAAAGUCUCUGGAUGGCUUGGUGGCCAGGGUUCCAGAGAGUGUAGCGGACAUCCGACAGAGCAAAGACGGAUCCUCUUAACCCCCGGCAGGGCAGCGUGGCUGUAGACAUUAUGGUUACGGCCGGUUAGGACUGAGAGAAUAAGCACAGGGACGAUGGUGGGUGUUAAUCUGUCAGCCGCGCUGGACUGCCACAGCGUUGUUUCCAUUUCUUUGAUUUUUUUAAGAAAUAUUUCCAAGUUACAGA